AUGUGCAAUGAGGUCCCAGCACCUGUUGUCAUCCUCCUGCUGCUGCUGCUGAUACAAGACGCCAGCGUUGCGUACCACCACGACUCCGUGAAGCUGAUCAAGUUCGCGGACGACACCACCCUCAUUGGACUCAUCUCCAACAACGAUGAGUCCGCCUACAGGAGGGAGGUGGACCGGCUGGUGUCCUGGUGCAGUGGUAACAACCUGGAGCUGAACGCCCAGAAGACAGUGGAGAUGAUUGUGGACUUCAGGAAGAGCACUGUCCCCCCGCCCCCACCCUCCGUGAUGGACUCCCCCAUCACCUCUGUGGAGUCCUUCCGUUUCCUGGGCACCACCAUCACCCAGGACCUCAAGUGGGAGCCGACCAUCAGCUCCCUCAUCAAGAAGGCCCAGCAGAGGAUGUACUUCCUGCGGCAGCUCAGGAAAGCCAAGCUGCCUGCACAGAUGUUGGUGCAGUUCUACACGGCCAUCAUCGAGUCCAUCCUCACCUCCUCCAUCACCGUGUGGUUCGCUGGAGCCACAGUCAGGGACAAACAGAGACUACAGCGCAUUGUGCGCUCUGCAGAGGAAGUGAUCGGCCGCAGCCUUCCAUCGCUGCAGGACCUACAUCAAACAGGCCGGCAGUCUUCAGCCGCAAGGAUGUUUGACCCUGUGGGGAUAUCACCAAUGAGUGCAGACUGGUUCUGGACAUGUGGAGCCUGUGUAAACAUACCAGCAGAGGACGACCCAGUGCUUUGA
Messenger RNA from Knipowitschia caucasica, 738 nucleotides. The record is from the annotation of a GenBank genome assembly. NCBI's taxonomy places the organism in Eukaryota, Metazoa, Chordata, Actinopteri, Gobiiformes, Gobiidae.